Messenger RNA from Metarhizium brunneum ARSEF 3297, 714 nucleotides. RefSeq names its product Emopamil-binding protein-like (gene Ebpl). Lineage: Eukaryota; Fungi; Ascomycota; Sordariomycetes; Hypocreales; Clavicipitaceae. Gene Ontology annotation, biological process: sterol metabolic process. Gene Ontology annotation, molecular function: cholestenol delta-isomerase activity. The record is from RefSeq and is a predicted model, not a curated record. Gene Ontology annotation, cellular component: membrane; endoplasmic reticulum.
AUGUCCGACCUGCCCCCCGACCUCUUCGACCAAACCACCAUCAUCUCCCUCCUCGCCACCGUCGCCAUCGUCCUAGUCGCCUACCUCACCUCUAAAUCCGUCCUGCCCACGUCAACAUCCGGCACGCUCCGCUUCCUCUUCAUCUGGCACCUAGCCGACGCGCUGUGCCACUUCAUCCUUGAAGGCAGCUUCCUGUACCACUGCUUCUUCUCGUACAUGACACCCGACGCCGAGACAGACAUUACAAACUUGUUUCCCACACCAUUUAAUUUCCUGGGCUGGGAGAACCAGAGAAUUUAUGGGCCGCAAAGCGGUGGGGAUAACCCGUUUGCGCAGCUGUGGAUGGUAUAUGCCAGGGCGGACAAGAGAUGGGCUGGUAUAGACCUGGGUGUUGUUAGUCUUGAACUGCUGACUGUGUUCUUUGAUGGACCUGUGGCCUUGUACAUCUGCUAUCUGAUUAGCAAGGGGAGCCCCAAGGCAAACUUUUGGAUGAUUAUUCUGGCUACUGCUGAGCUUUAUGGAGGAUUCAUGACCUUUUGCCCCGAGUGGCUCACCGGCAAUAUUAACCUGGAUGGUAGCAACUUCAUGUACAUGUGGGUAUACCUCGUCUUCUUCAACGGCCUCUGGGUUGCCAUCCCUCUUUACGCCAUGUGGUAUUCGUACUGUCAGAUCUCAAAUGCGUUUUUGGCCCUUCCCACCAAGAAGAAUAACUAG